Messenger RNA from Cantharellus anzutake, 1006 nucleotides. RefSeq lists its product as uncharacterized. NCBI's taxonomy places the organism in Eukaryota, Fungi, Basidiomycota, Agaricomycetes, Cantharellales, Hydnaceae. The transcript has 4 exons. Bases 151 to 801 code for a protein of 216 amino acids. The record is from RefSeq and is a predicted model, not a curated record.
CCCGGAUACACACAAGUAUAUUAUUACUAGAUCAUUAUAUAACUGGGUAUGUUACAAAGGGGAAUGCGCGUCUUUCGGUUCGACUUGUAACGAAAACUGAUUUGUGUAUCACGGAACUGUUUAAUUGGCUGCCAAUUAAACAUUCCUGGAAUGUCAAAACGAAUAGAGAAAAUCCAACACAAGAGUCGGCGGAACCUUUUACUUUGUGUGGAGUGGUGGAGGGCAGCGUUUACCACCUGGUCUGCAUUCACAAUCGCCCUCUUUCUUCCUCAUGAGCCAUAUGGCAUGGGGGAAAAACUCCUCUGGGGAGCGAUACGCAUGCCUUCCAAAGCCCCUAAGUUCGGCAUCAGUCCUGUCAGGUUUGGCGAUCCUGUCCAAAUCAAACAAGGCAUAUCCUUCAGGAAAGGAUUUGAGUUUGCAAUAUUUGUUUUUGUACAAGGUUUUACCAAUAUGACUUCCAAUCUUAAGUUUCCACUUUUCCGUCAUUUCCUUCCUUCUCUUCACUUCUUCAGAAUUCAACCCAGCUUCAACGUUCGUGUUGUGGUCGUCAAUUUUCGCAAGAGCAUGAGAACCAUGCUCUCGACGUAUGGUAUACGACCCCCAGUUCUCAGACGAACCAUCCGAAAUACCUUCCGGAAAGCUGAUCUCUCUAAACUCCCUCGAUUGUUUGACCUUUUUCGCGUAAAUAGCGGAAUGCUGGGCAGUCUCAACACGCUUUUCCCUUCGUCGAGGAGGGCUGCGAGCUCUUUGACGAGCAGCGUAUCCCGCGUCGGACGAUGUGACACGACCACCACUGGCUAGGAUGAACCCCAUUAGCUGGACGCGACGUCCGUGAAGGAUAUUGGUUGUUGUCGGGGACCAAACGCGCGAGCACGCGGGGACUGAUUUCGCCAAGUUCGGGUUUUAUACCAUCUCCGGAAGCAAUUUAAAAUUACAGCUGAAUGCAUUGCGUUCCACGACGGACAGCGAAUCAGUAUGUUACAAAGGGGGGAAUGCACGUCUUUCG